CUCCGUCGCCAUUUUUUUAUCCAUAAGCCCCUCCCCCUGGUGGUGCAUCCUCUCCUCUCCGGGAAGCGGUCCGACUUUCAUUCACUCCUGUGUGGAAGGGAGCGCCGCCUUUCUUGCUACAUGUCCUGUGUUGAAAGAUGGCUUCACCAAGGGCAGUAACAAUAUUGGCCCUUUCUGUUGCUCUGGGUUUAUUUUUUGUGUUCAUGGGAACCAUUAAGCUCACCCCGAGACUGAGCAAAGAUGCCUACAGCGAGAUGAAAAGAGCAUACAAGAGCUAUGCCAAGGCAUUGCCAGGUUUAAAGAAGAUUGGAAUUAGCUCUGUGCUGCUCCGUAAGAUCAUCGGCUCCCUGGAAGUCGGCUGCGGAGUGGUGCUAACUUUAGUACCAGGCCGGCCGAAGGAUGUGGCCAACUUCUUGCUGUUGCUGGUCAUGCUGGCUGUCCUGUUUUUCCAUCAGCUAGUAGGAGACCCUCUGAAACGGUAUGCUCAUGCUCUGGUUUUUGGUAUUCUGCUCACCUGCCGACUGCUUAUUGCCCGCCAGAGUGAUGAUCGUCCAGAGCGGGAAGACAGCAGAGAGGAACAGCACAUCAACGAUCAGGAAAGAAACAAGGUCAAGCAAUCUUAGGGUGCUCUUUCACCUUGACCCAGGCAGCAGUGAAGGAAACCUGCACUUCUUUGGACUGUAGAUUUUUAAGGGAAACACGUCGAAUAAUGAUCCCUUAAGUACAUCUCAUGUCUUGUCCAGCUGACUGAUUACUUUCUUCUUUUCAUCUGCACAUUUUACUGUGAAGCUAAAAUCCUGUCUUGACAUAUCUGUGGACAAUCUUGCCUGUGUAUCGCACCAUGUGAUCCAGUUUGUUUAUUUCAGUCCCACACUGUGUAAAUGUUUGUGAUUUCACUGAAGCAGGAUUUUAUUUAAUUUUUUUCAGUUUUGUUUGAGAAUGCUGUUUUCCAUGGUUGUAUUUGUAGCUUGUUUUUAUACUAUAAGUAGGAAACACUUUAAUUCGUUUGAAGCAUGCUUAAAUUGGUUUAGAGAAGAUAAAUCAAGAAAGAGCAGUGUUUAGAGGAUUUUAUACAUAUCCUCAUCCUUUUGGUAGCAGCGUUAAAAAGAGUACAUUACUGGAUGACUACUCUCUUUUUUUCAAAUGUCAUUAGAUUUUUUGGGGGGAUUUUUACAUUUUAAAAAUAAGCUAAUUAUUUUAUUUCAUAUCAUCUUGGUCAUCACAGUUUUUCUUUUAGGUAUACAGAAAAGGCAGCAGCUGUUGCUGCCCUUUACAAUAGAACUAACCAAAAGUACUUUAUUCUCUGUUAGGAGAUUUAUUCUUCUGUAACUCACUGAAGUCUUAAACUUCACAUGCAUGUUUUAAUUUUUCAUCUCUAAAUAAUUUGAUAGGCAUUUCUACUGGCAUUGUAAAGGCUGUUAAUAUUUCUGUAAAUGAUGUACUUAAAAUAAAACACUGGAGCUGA
Molecule: messenger RNA, 1465 nt
Organism: Nothobranchius furzeri (turquoise killifish)
Lineage: Eukaryota; Metazoa; Chordata; Actinopteri; Cyprinodontiformes; Nothobranchiidae
Gene: tmem35
Product: transmembrane protein 35
Biological process (GO): positive regulation of protein localization to cell surface; chaperone-mediated protein complex assembly
Cellular component (GO): endoplasmic reticulum
Molecular function (GO): acetylcholine receptor regulator activity
Source: RefSeq, a predicted model, not a curated record